Molecule: messenger RNA, 2397 nt
Organism: Zingiber officinale
Lineage: Eukaryota; Viridiplantae; Streptophyta; Magnoliopsida; Zingiberales; Zingiberaceae
Product: probable glutamate carboxypeptidase LAMP1
Exons: 12
Coding region: 1-2187 (728 amino acids)
Molecular function (GO): carboxypeptidase activity
Source: RefSeq, a predicted model, not a curated record
AUGCGACUGCAAACAAUGGAGCGGCUCGAGAAGGCGCCGCCGACGCUACGCCGCUCCGCAACCACCGGUUCCUCCUCCAACGGCAUCCUCGCCAGCGUCGCCCUCCCGCUCCUCCUUGUCCUCCUCGGCCUCUUCGCCUCCCCUCCUUCCAAAUCCACUUACCACGCUCUUUUCCUCACUCUCUCCGACAACGCUACCGCCGCCCGACACCUCCUCGCUCUAACCCGCCGCCCCCACGUCGCCGGAACCCCGGCUAACGCAGAAGCUGCGUCCUAUGUCCUCGAUGUCCUCUCUUCCGCCUCCUUCUCCGCCCGAUCCGCCUCCUACGACGUCCUCCUCUCCUACCCUGUCACCCGCUCCCUUCUCCUCUCCCCAUCUCCGCCGCCGUUCUCGGCUUCACCCGUCGCGUUUGACCUCAUCCAGGAGAUCUACCCCGGCGAUCCCUACGCCACCUCGGCCGCUGAAUCCGUUCCCACUUUCCAUGCCUAUUCCCGAUCCGGCUCCGCGGCCGGCCCCGUCGUCUACGCCAACUACGGCCGCUUGGAGGACUUCGCCGCCCUAGGGGAGAUGGGGGUAAAUGUUACCGGGGCGGUGGUCUUGGCCAGAUACGGUAAGAUAUUCCGCGGGGACAUACUGAAGAACGCUGAGGAGGCUGGGGCGGCCGCCGCCGUGGUGUACACCGACGCCAAGGACUACUGCGGCAGGGAGCGGUGGUUCCCCGACGGACCGGGGAUGCCUCCGAGUGGAGUCCAGGUGGGGACCACGUUUCGGGGAAUUGGGGAUCCGACGACCCCUGGAUGGCCGAGCGCCGCCGGGUGCGAGCGUCUGAGCCCGGCGGAGGUGUCGGCUAGUGGUCUGGUGCCGGGCAUUCCGUCGUUGCCGAUCUCGGCGAGGGAUGGGGAGGCAAUACAGAGGAGCGUCGGGGGACAGGUGGCGCCAGAUGAAUGGCAGGGAGGCGAAGGGGCCCCUGUUUACCGUCUGGGUCCAGGUCCCGGGUUCCUCAACUUGACGUACAUUGGGAAUGAAACGCUUGCAACAAUACAGAAUGUCUUCGCUGUUAUUGAAGGGAAAGAGGAACCUGAUAGGUAUGUAAUCUUGGGUAAUCACCGGGAUGCCUGGACAUUUGGAGCAGUAGAUCCAAGUAGUGGAACUGCAGCGUUGCUUGAGGUAGCUGAAAGGUUGGGCAAGCUACAAAAAAGGGGAUGGAGACCUCGACGGACCAUAGUCUUGUGCAAUUGGGAUGCAGAAGAAUAUGGCCUAAUAGGAUCUACAGAAUGGGUUGAAGAGAAUAGAGAAAUGUUAGCUUCAAGAGCAAUUGCUUAUCUGAACGCUGACUGCCCAGUCAGAGGCUCUGGUUUCCAUGCCUCUACAACACCACAACUUGAUGAGUUGCUGAAGGAAGUUACUAAAAAGGUUGAAGACCCAGACAAUUUCUCUCAAACAGUCUAUGAUUCUUGGACGUUGUCCCCCAAUCAUUCUCCUCAGAUUGGGAGACUAGGUGGUGGUGCUACAGACUUUGCUGCUUUCAUCCAACAUGUGGGUGUUUCAUCCUUAGAUAUGUAUUUUGGAGAAGGAUACCCAGUUUACCAUUCACUGUAUGAUGAUUUUGUGUGGAUGCGUAACUUUGGAGAUCCAUUUUUUCAUAGACACAUUGCAGUGGCAAGUAUAUGGGGUCUAGUUGCCUUGAGGCUCGCGGAUGAUGAGUUCUUGCCGUUUGACUAUAGCUCCUAUGCAUCUGAGCUCCAGCGCAGUGCAAAGAUAGCGAAAGACCAGGCUGUCAAUACACCUGUAAGUUUUGCUCCUCUGUACAAAUCCAUUGAGAAACUCAAGAGGGCAGCUUCGACAAUAGAUAACCAGAAAAAGGGCUUAGAGUCAAAAGUUGGCUUAUUGAAGUGGAGGAAAGAUCCACUGACAGUUCGAGAUGUCAACGACAGAUUGAUGAUGGCCGAACGAGCAUUGACCGAUCGGGAAGGGCUUUUCCAAAAGGAAUGGUACAAGCACUUGAUUUAUGGACCUUCAGCACAGGAUGACUACGGGUCGACAAUGUUCCCGGGCGUCGACGAUGCCAUUUGGAAGGCUAAGAGGCUGAACAGUUCAGAAGCGUGGCAUUUUGCCCAGCAUGAAGUGUGGAGGGUUGCGAGGGUGAUCGACCAAGCAUCCUUGGUCCUCGGCGGGAAAUUUACAUGAGCUCGCCGUGUUUUGAGUAGCUUGUGGUGGCAUCUCAUCAUUAUUCGGUAUGUUUUCUUUUGCAGUUUAAUGGUGCAUUCGGUUAUGGAAUGAAAUACACUAGAGCAAAAUUAUUAGAAUUUUUGACAUUUUUUAGUAUGACUAUUGGUAUGUUAAAAUUGUAGAACAAAUCACUCAAGAUACUUAUAAUUCAAAAUUUUUAGCUAUAUA